Xyrauchen texanus (razorback sucker) is the source of this 2018-nucleotide messenger RNA. Its product is annotated as nodal-like. The record is from RefSeq and is a predicted model, not a curated record. The transcript has 3 exons. Gene Ontology annotation, cellular component: extracellular region. Gene Ontology annotation, molecular function: cytokine activity; growth factor activity; type I activin receptor binding. Bases 418 to 1578 code for a protein of 386 amino acids. NCBI's taxonomy places the organism in Eukaryota, Metazoa, Chordata, Actinopteri, Cypriniformes, Catostomidae. Gene Ontology annotation, biological process: BMP signaling pathway; SMAD protein signal transduction.
GAAAAUAAAUAAAUAUAUAUAUAUAGGCCAACGCGUUACGGAGCUAUAUAACAAAGGUUAUAUUACCGAUAGUCCUACAAGAAUAUUGUAAAAAGAGGAGAGAAAUAAGACUUUCGUGUAUACAUGUAAUGUUUAAUUCCACAUUGAUAUGAGUAAAGUAACAUAAUGACCCUGUAAAUGCCCCUGACUUCAGUCUUCAAAGGGCAAAAGCAACUUUGGUGACGUCACCCAGCGCAAGGUGUUUUAAUGGUUCAUUGUAAAAUGCGCGCCUCAUUAGCACACGAAUAGAUGAUGAGCUGUCAUGUCAUGUCAAUUUCCUUUAAUGUCCUCUGCUACUUGUUAAAUAUGCAGAAGCGACACGGGGAUGGGGGUAUAUAAGCUCUCGUGCACCCUCGACCUGUCAUUCUCAUCUCAAUCAUGCAUGCGCACGGAGCUUUGCGCCUGGUCUGCUGCCAACUUCUGCUUCUGGGGGUAUUUGGAAAGCACCACUAUAGUCAUCUCCCUGGCACGAGGAGUAGCUCACCUCUGGAGUCCAGACCGGACCGAACCCGACAUCACUUAUCCACGUAUAUGAUGCACCUCUACCGGAAUUUCAAAGUGAACGUCACGCGACCUGUGGAUUAUACGGAGCACGAGCGCGCGGAUACCAUCAAGAGCAUCCUGUCAAAGAGUUUGACCAAUGAAGGCAGACACUACAUCGCAAACUUUGACCUGUCGUCUGUGCUGUCCGAACAACAGAUUCAAGCCGCGGAGUUGAGGAUUCGCGUUCCCAGAGAAAUGAAUCAAACGAACGUUACGGUGGAAAUGAGACACCACCAGGACGUCCCGUGCCAUCAACACGACGUCUGCGUGGAGAACCGGUCUCUGGGCGUGCUUUCAGAAGCAUCUCUCAUAAGCGUGUCCCAUCACUGGAGGGUCUACAACAUCACGGGUCUGCUGCUGGACUGGACCGGUCCGAAACGCUCCGAGUUGAGACCCCUGAAGACCAGACGAGCGUUGAGAUCCAGCAGACGCACUCUUCCAAACCGGCCCAAACGUGCGGACGGUAUCCGUCACAGAGCCAUGCUCCUGAUAUUCUCACACACAGUCCCGGAACAGGGAACGCAAGACAAGGCGAGUCUUCUUCACACAGCUGAGAAGUCCAAGUUUCUGUUCCACUCCGAAGGAAAGGAGGUGUGGAGAGAGAGGACACUCAAGAGCAAGAGAGGCCGGAGAGGACAGCCCAUGAGGAACCCAGAGGUGGUCACGGGUCCCAGCGAGAAGAGCUCAAUGUGUCGGAGAGUCGACAUGCACGUGGACUUCAAUCAGAUCGGAUGGAGCUCCUGGAUCAUUUUCCCCAAGAAGUACAACGCCUACCGCUGCGAGGGCAGCUGCCCAAACCCUCUGGGGGAAGAUCUUCACCCCACCAAUCACGCUUACAUGCAGAGUUUGCUGAAGUACUACCAUCCCAACCGAGUCCCUUCAGCCUGCUGUGCGCCCACAAAGAUGAGUCCUCUCAGCAUGCUGUAUUACGAGAACGGAGAGCUAAUCCUGCGACACCAUGAAGACAUGGCCGUGGAGGAGUGCGGCUGCCUCUGACGGACUCGUGGAUUUCAUCACCGCUUCUAAGAGACAGUCCAAAGUCCAACACUUCGACUGGAGAUCAGACAUAAACAGAGCUUCAUUUGAAAGCUCAUCCUGACACGCUGCUGUACAGACAAUACUGGAUGCGCCUCACUUGGCGGCAGUUUUGUCGAGCACAGGGAUACGUCCUGCUAGAACAGAGUGUCUUCAUCCACAUACAUGCGUUUCAAACAUUUAAGGACUUCAAAAGGAGCUUAAACAUGACACUUACCUGAUGAGGUAUUAGGAUCCCAAAUUCAGAUCGUUUGAUUAUAAUGGAAAAUAAUAAGUGAAGAAAAUGUUUUCCUCCUUGAUUCGGGAUGCAAAUCUAUAAUAACCAGUAAUAAUAAUUGUUUAAAUUGAUUUUUAAAGAUCUCAAGCACUGUUUAUGUAUUUUCAAGUACACUAUGUGGUGG